AUGGCGACUCAAACACCUGAACAACAGCAACAACAACAACAGCGUGCCAAGGCUCUGGGCAGCCUCCUACAAGCCAUGGGUGCUGUACCCGGAAACCGCAUGGAUCGCUGGGUCCAGGCCAUCUACUUCGCCGAACUCUACCCCGUCGCCACCGCCACAUCGCUGAAAUUUUCGGCCUUGAACGCGAACCGGUCCGUCGAGAACAUCUUCGAUUACGCCCUUGAAGUGACUCUGUCUCACCAGAGCGCCUCGCGAGCGACUCAUGCCGACAAGAUCGAUCUCGUGGCCUGCGUCACGAGGCUGCUAUCGCCCAUCUCUCCUAUCUGCUUUGAGCCUGGAGUUCCUCUGCCGGACCAUCUUGCGGCUUAUCAACCACAGAUCUUAGGCGUACAACAUUCAUCAAUCCUGCGUAAUGGGGCGGCUCACCAUCGCGUUACGGUUGGGUUCGUCACCGGCGAGGCACGUGACGCGGCGCUCACGACGCCCCCCGCUCUCACUUGGCGAUCGGCGAAGGCCCGCUUCGCGAAGUCUCACAGGUUCCACCAUAACAUGGUCGAGCUUCGAAUCAACGUCGGUGUUCAAGGAGUGCCCUCCAUGGAUGCCAUCAUCAAAUCGUUCCAAUCACUUGUGCAAGACCUGUCAGGCAAGGGACAUUCAUGCCAACUUGCAGGUUCUGCGCGUUAUCAGCGUGGACAACGCCUCGGCCUUCGCCCACGUUGCCGGAGACUACUCGGCUUUCCUACACUUCGAUGACGACUCCCUAUUCCAACGCCCAACACGACCUUGAAGGAGAUUCUACCUUCGAGGAUCGACCUUCCCACUCGAGGCAUCCCGGUUACCGCCCUUCGCCAUGACUAUGAGAAGGAGGCGGCUUGCGGUAGGUGCCACUUUGUGGGUCACGUGGGAACCUGCGGACUGGAUCAGGAGAGGAAGCGGAAGGAGGCUCACAACGGCAUCAUCAACAGCAACAAAAACACCAUCACCCACAACACCAACAUCGCGGAGGCCGAGGCCCCCAUUCCUGUGCUGGUUGUUAACAGGAUCGCAUCACAGAAUCACUUCGCCGGGCUCGAGGUCGAGAGGGACAGGAGGAAGAGGUAA
Molecule: messenger RNA, 1101 nt
Organism: Microbotryum saponariae
Lineage: Eukaryota; Fungi; Basidiomycota; Microbotryomycetes; Microbotryales; Microbotryaceae
Source: the annotation of a GenBank genome assembly